CUAUUUGGGGGAAAUAACAUAACCAAACAAACGAAGAGAUUUUUCUUCAUUAGAACCCUCCAAAUUUGUUCCUAGCUGCCAAUUUCUUCCAGAAACCUUCAAUUCAGUUCCAUUUCUGGAUUGAUCAAGGAUAUGGCGAUGUCUCCAACUGCAGCUCUUGCUGCUCAAUUCCCCUCUUCCUCUUCAUUCUCUUCGUGUGAGUCUCAGUAAGAGACAUCCGAACUCCAAUAUUGUUAAUUUUCCGAGUUUGUUAAGUCAAACUGGGAUGGCUAGAAGAUCUCUUAGUGUGUGUGGUUUAUUUGGUGGAAAGAAGGAUAACAAUGACAAGGGUGAUGAAGGUAGCAAGGCAGGAUUUAUGGGAAAUAUGCAAAAUUUAUACGAAACUGUAAAGAAGGCACAGAUGGUUGUCCAAGUUGAGGCAGUUCGAGUGCAAAAAGAACUUGCUGCAGCUGAAUUCGAUGGCUAUUGUCAAGACGAGCUAAUUAAGGCAACACUCUCUGGGAAUCAACAGCCUGUCCGCAUUGAGAUAACAGAUGCUGCAAUGGAGUUGGGAGCUGAGAAACUCUCUCUUCUAGUGACGGAGGCAUACAAGGACGCGCACCAGAAGAGCGUUGAGGCCAUGAAAGAGAGAAUGAGCAAUCUUGCUCAGAGCUUAGGCAUGCCAGGAGGAAUGCCACAAGGUUUGGGCGACAGUCUCAAGUAAUUUGGAGAUGAUGGAUUUAAUAGGGCUUUCAAUUUUGUAAAACAGUAGUAAUAUAUUUGGUUUCCUGCCAUUUUUAAAUGUUACAUGUACCUCAGUAUAAGGACCUUUUUCUCUUUA
Salvia splendens (bonfire salvia) is the source of this 820-nucleotide messenger RNA. Its product is annotated as nucleoid-associated protein At4g30620, chloroplastic. Gene Ontology annotation, molecular function: DNA binding. NCBI's taxonomy places the organism in Eukaryota, Viridiplantae, Streptophyta, Magnoliopsida, Lamiales, Lamiaceae. The transcript is spliced from 7 exons. The record is from RefSeq and is a predicted model, not a curated record. Bases 266 to 703 code for a protein of 145 amino acids.